Sardina pilchardus (European sardine) is the source of this 2711-nucleotide messenger RNA. Its product is annotated as synaptosomal-associated protein 23-like. The transcript has 8 exons. The coding region runs from base 313 to 1014 and encodes 233 amino acids. Gene Ontology annotation, biological process: exocytosis; synaptic vesicle priming; synaptic vesicle fusion to presynaptic active zone membrane. NCBI's taxonomy places the organism in Eukaryota, Metazoa, Chordata, Actinopteri, Clupeiformes, Clupeidae. The record is from RefSeq and is a predicted model, not a curated record. Gene Ontology annotation, cellular component: SNARE complex; plasma membrane. Gene Ontology annotation, molecular function: syntaxin binding; SNAP receptor activity.
GAAUUUUAGAAACUAUUUCAGAUCACGCAGAUAGUUGACGGAGUAACUCAGAAGGAACUUUAACUUGGAGUCAUUGCUGUAAGUAGUGUCCUGACAACUACCUUCCGUCUACCUGACCAAGAAUCCCACAAAUAGAAAAGGAUUGGCCUUUGUAUUGAAAGGAAGAAACUAACUUUGGAAGGUGUUAGCUAGCUUUCAGGCUAGCAUGCACUGAGAGGUAGUUUGUCAGCGCAAAACAAACAGUGUAGCCGAUGCUAGCAAGCUAGCUGGCAAGUACAGGCAAGUAAAAUAUCUGGACAACUUUCGGAGAAGAUGAGUAAACCGCACCAAAGUGUAGAGCUAACUGUCCCGGGAGGAUCCGCCAAAGUCGACAGCACCAAGAUGGACGACAUGACUGUGGAGCAGAUGGCCGAGCGGGCCAACCAAGUGACAGAUGAGUCGCUGGAGAGCACCAGGCGCAUGCUGCAGAUGGCAGAGGAGAGCAGAGAAACGGGGGCCAAGACCAUGGAGAUGCUGGACCAGCAAGGGGAACAAUUGAGAAAGGUGGACGAGGGCAUGGACAAGAUAAACGAGGACAUGCGGCAGGCCGAGAAGAACCUGACUGACCUCUCCAAGUGCUGUGGCCUGUGUGUGUGUCCAUGUGACCGGGUAAAGUCUAUUGAGCAUGACGGGCGGUACAAGCGCACCUGGGGCACGGGCGAGCCCACCAGCGGAGAGGGUGGCCAGGGUGGCGUGGUGUCCAACCAGCCGACCAGCCUACGCAACGGGGUGCCACAGGUGGCCGUGGCCUCGGGAGGCUACAUCACCAGGGUAACGAACGAUGCUCGGGAGGAUGAGAUGGAGGAGAAUCUGGAUGCGGUGGGAAGCAUUAUCGGGAAUCUGAAGAACAUGGCCAUGGAUAUGGGCAAUGAGAUCGAUAAGCAGAACAAAACCAUCGACCGCAUCACCGACAAGGCCGAUAUGAACAAGGCUCGCAUCGAUGAGGCCAAUCAGAGAGCCAACAAGCUCCUGUAGAGGACCUUCUCCCCCCCCCCAGCCCACCGACCUCACCCAGCCUGCCCCAAAGGAACUGCACUAACUUCUAGGCCCCCCACAGAGCCAGCCUCCUCUAGGCUCCAUCAAACACCCUGCCCGUCUGGAUCUCCCACAUCCAGCCUAGCUCGGUGGGAUCGCCCAGGUUACCUUGCCCCAUCCCAUAAUCAUGUCCAGUCAGAGCUCUCCUCUGUGAGUUUCUCUAAACUGCCCCCAGCAGGCCUCCGAGAGAGGGUUUGUUACCCCACUGUUCUGCCCCUUCCCCUCUCUGGUGGUGUCUGCCGGUCCUAGAAAAGCCACCGCAGCUACCCCUCCCCUCCCCACCCCACCCCCCUAGUCAGGGCCCAGUCUCAGGUGGGCUCCCGUGAGCCCAGUCUCUCUUAACGCCCUUCAGCUGCUGUCCUGUGCCUCGUGAAGGCAGCUCCCCUGUCCUCCUCUCUUCCUCCUCUCCUCCUCUCCUCUCCUGUUCUCUGCCUUAUGAACGCCAGGCCACUGAGACCAUUCAGCUGCACAAGGAUUGAGAAGACGAGAAGGCGAACUGAGGUCUCCUCUUCAUCGUUGGCUUUCCCUUCAUGUGCGUCUCCACCAACCCAUCAGAUGUUUGUUAUUUUAUUUUGUUUUGUUUGUUUGUUUUUUUUCUUCCUCUGAAAUUCUCAAAAACAUUUUCUCCCCACUUUUUGAACCAUUUUCCCCUUUGAUGUUCUGCCCUACGUGCCUUGCUUUAUUCUCCUGUAUCCCCAAAAGUCAAAGGUUUUCAGAAGAGAAAAAGGGCGUAGAUUUCUUGGAAGUGUAACUUAAAAGAAAGCGGGCACACUUUAAAAAUAUCUGCCUUGCACAAUUAGGAACUUUAUUCAGUGCCAUCUGUGCCUAUUUUCUCAGUUUUAAUGUAUGUACAUACAGUAUGUUACACACAGACACACACAUAUUCAUACACACACACACACACACACACACACAAACUCGUCGCCUCUUGUACAAUCAAGUCCUCCCCUCCAUUCUCUGAUAUGCGAGACAGACAUGCUGGAAUUGUACAGGACGCAGUCAACUCACUCUCUACUUAAGCUUUCUACAUUUCCACUGCUCAGUGGUGUGACCUUGUCAUGUGACCUUGUCAUGUGACCUUGUCAUGUUUAGCUGGAGGUGAAAGCCAGUCUGUAGUGUCUGUCCUUGGCCCUUUAGACCUGUUCUAGUACAUAUGUAUGUUAUGGACUCUGUUUCCAUCUUGAGACAGACAUUUGUCUUGGCCAAAGACCUGAUGAGAAAGUUGUCCCUUUUUUUCCCUCAAAUGAUGUGUGUGCAUGUUUGGUCUUUUUUUGUGAAUCAUGGUAUGGCCUCAUUAUAUAUCAUGAUUGUCUUGUAAUUACAUUUUGUUUUGUUUUCAUUUUGUAUCAUUUUGAGAUUGCGUGUGCCUAUUUAAUAAUUGUUAUGGAGGAGUGAUGACUUUAAAGUGAGAUUUUUUUUAAUCCUUAGCACACAUGUUAGUUCAGUUAGAGGAGUACUCAGUGGACAUAGUAGAAAGCCUUAUCGUAUGGGAGCGAAAAAGAUUGUACAGUUUAUCAGUGUGUGUACUAUGAAUUGAGCUAAACUUUAAUUAAGUCUCCAUCUUCAAAAAUCAAACUGGUGAACUGAGCAUUUUAAGUAUAUAAUAACUCUUAAUAAAAUCAAAAGAUUCUGUUUCA